Messenger RNA from Betta splendens (Siamese fighting fish), 1949 nucleotides. It is a transcript of the gene ppp1caa, whose product is annotated as protein phosphatase 1, catalytic subunit, alpha isozyme a. Lineage: Eukaryota; Metazoa; Chordata; Actinopteri; Anabantiformes; Osphronemidae. The transcript is spliced from 8 exons. Gene Ontology annotation, cellular component: cytoplasm; nucleus. Bases 217 to 1215 code for a protein of 332 amino acids. Gene Ontology annotation, molecular function: protein serine/threonine phosphatase activity. The record is from RefSeq and is a predicted model, not a curated record.
UCGAUAGUUCAUUAGAAACGGCCUUUUUUUUUUUUAAAGUUCCUGGGGGAAGAGUGAAGGGACCCGGACAAACCCAGUGAAAGGGGCCAGGGCUGAGCUCAGAAGAUAAAGAUUUACGAAUUACUCAUCACCGGAGGACUUGUGUUAAACCGAAGAGCAGGUGCAACGCGGAAAACCAAGGUCUUGACUGCUUGAGAACGUCAGAAAAUAAAGAAAAUGGCGGAGCCGGACAAAUUAAACAUCGACUCUAUAAUUCAGCGUCUCUUGGAAGUCAAGGGCUCUCGGCCAGGCAAAAAUGUCCAGCUGACAGAGAACGAGAUUCGUGGCCUUUGCCUCAAGUCCCGUGAAAUCUUCCUGAGCCAGCCAAUCCUGCUUGAACUAGAGGCUCCCCUUAAAAUCUGUGGUGAUGUCCAUGGUCAGUACUAUGAUCUUCUCCGGCUCUUUGAAUAUGGAGGUUUCCCCCCAGAAAGCAACUACUUGUUCCUGGGUGACUAUGUAGACAGAGGCAAGCAGUCGCUGGAGACUAUCUGCCUGCUUCUAGCCUACAAAAUCAAAUACCCAGAGAACUUUUUCCUUCUUCGUGGCAACCAUGAAUGCGCCUCUAUUAAUCGAAUCUAUGGCUUUUAUGAUGAGUGUAAACGACGGUAUAACAUUAAGCUGUGGAAAACCUUCACAGACUGCUUCAACUGUUUGCCGGUGGCUGCCAUUGUAGAUGAGAAAAUAUUCUGCUGUCAUGGAGGCCUUUCACCCGAUCUUCAAUCAAUGGAGCAGAUCCGUAGAGUAAUGCGACCCACAGACGUGCCUGACCAGGGUCUGCUGUGUGAUCUGCUGUGGGCUGAUCCAGACAAAGACGUCCUCGGCUGGGGUGAAAAUGACCGCGGUGUCUCCUUCACGUUUGGAGCAGAUGUGGUGGCCAAAUUUUUGCACAAACAUGACAUGGAUCUAAUAUGCAGAGCACAUCAGGUUGUAGAAGAUGGGUAUGAGUUUUUUGCAAAAAGGCAACUUGUCACUCUAUUCUCGGCUCCCAAUUACUGCGGAGAGUUUGACAACGCUGGUGCCAUGAUGAGCGUGGAUGAAACACUCAUGUGCUCCUUCCAGAUUCUAAAGCCAGCAGAUAAGAAAUUGUAUCCUUAUGGUAGUGGGGGAGGAAUGGGAUCUGGGAGACCGGUUACUCCGCCACGAAAUUCAUCUAAGCCUGCCAAGGCCAAGAAAUAACACCCGCUGGGUGUCCCUUCCACAACCUCCACCUUCCUGUUGGCCCAAUGCUUUUUUUUUUUUCUCGCUCUCUCAUACUUGUUUAUCCCUCAUCACCAAACGGCAACAAAAAUAAACAAGUGUCCAGGGUUCAACCAUGUCUUUAUCGCAGACACAUUUUAGCUGUUUGUUUGGAUGUUUCCAUGCAUUUUUCAUGUGUGUAAAGACUGAAAAUGACCUAGAGGGAAUUGCUGUAUUCUGUACAUACGCAUUUCUUUUCUUCUUCUGUACUCUCUGUUCUGUUUUCUAACUUUUUGUAGAGAUCAGUUUGGGCCCAUGUGUGAUAUAAACCUGGGAGCAAGGGAGGAGGGGAAGGGAGUUAGAGGAGCCCUAGCUGUUGUUAAGGCCCUGCACUGUUAAAUGCUAAACACAAGCUUUUCUACAUCCCAUUUCAGAGUCUGUGUGUGUAUCUGUGUGAUGGGUUGGGAUCAAGUCGGAUGGUGAUGGCACAUACACAUGUUCCACCCGUGUGUGGUAUAUAUGUGCAGGUGAAUCUUUGAAUGUCAUGGAUUCACAAUGAGAACUUCUAUUUUUCUUUGUCCCUUUUAAACACCAAUGAUUUGAGAAUGACAUCAUUCAUGUUCUUUUUUUAUUUUUAAUGUAGAUACAUGGAAUCAACAUGAUUUGCUCUCUGUUUAUUUCUUGUUUUUAGUUCACUAAAGUUGAAGAUGAAUAAAAAAGGCAAUUUAUUUCAA